This is a messenger RNA of Aegilops tauschii subsp. strangulata, 856 nucleotides long. Its product is annotated as dehydrin DHN3. Gene Ontology annotation, biological process: response to abscisic acid; cold acclimation; response to water deprivation. The record is from RefSeq and is a predicted model, not a curated record. Gene Ontology annotation, cellular component: cytosol. Lineage: Eukaryota; Viridiplantae; Streptophyta; Magnoliopsida; Poales; Poaceae.
GUGCUGCACCUGCUUCCACAACCACAAGUUGCAGCCAAGUGAGCAAGACAACACACCAGAUUCCUAAGAGAAUCAAGAUCAGCAUCUGUGCAAGAUGGAGCACGGCCAGGCGACUAACCGCGUCGACGAGUACGGCAACCCGGUGGCCGGACAUGGCGUCGGCACCGGCAUGGGGGCGCACGGCGGCGUGGGCACCGGCGCGGCUGCUGGUGGGCAUUUCCAGCCCACGAGGGAGGAGCACAAGGCCGGAGGGAUCCUGCAGCGCUCCGGCAGCUCUAGUAGCUCCAGCUCGUCUGAGGAUGAUGGCAUGGGCGGGAGGAGGAAGAAGGGCAUCAAGGAUAAGAUCAAGGAGAAGCUUCCGGGUGGCCACGGUGACCAGCAGCAGACCGCUGGCACCUACGGGCAGCAGGGUCACACAGGAAUGACCGGCACUGGGGCGCAUGGCACCACGGCCACUGGCGGCACCUACGGGCAGCAGGGAGACACCGGAAUGACCGGCACGGGGACGCACGGCACCGACGGCGCCGGCGAGAAGAAAGGCAUCAUGGACAAGAUCAAGGAGAAGCUGCCCGGACAGCACUGAGCCCGUCCCACGGCAGCUACUUGAGAGUUGAGGUGCCGAUCUGGCCACCUUUGCAGAAUAAUAAGAUGGAGAUGCAGUAAAACAUCCCGAAAUAAAGUGAGCUAGCUCACUUGUAAUAUCUGAGUUCUGAGUUUGCUGCACUAGAAUUUGGGUUGCUUGUAUGUGCCCGGGACGUUUUGUACUCUGUACUUCGAUGUGUGAUUUUUUUUUGGUUUCACUGUGUAUGUAUGGGGAUGUGUAUCGUGGUAUAAUACAAUAUAUUUUGCCCUUUUA